Molecule: messenger RNA, 1038 nt
Organism: Akanthomyces muscarius
Lineage: Eukaryota; Fungi; Ascomycota; Sordariomycetes; Hypocreales; Cordycipitaceae
Exons: 2
Coding region: 1-1038 (345 amino acids)
Source: RefSeq, a predicted model, not a curated record
AUGGCGGACAAGUACAUUCUGCGCAUCACCGCCGGCGGCGACUACGACGAGGCCAAGCACGUCCAGGUGCCCGUCAACAAGCCCGACACCGUCAGCAUCGCCACCCCGCACGCCGACAUUGAGCUCAACGUGCGCAUCCAGGGCUACCAGGGCCUGCCGCCGGGCUCGCCGUCCACCUCGGCCUACUUUUCCGCCGAGCCGCACGCCGCCAACCAGGACCAGUACAGCAUCUCCUUUCGCUUCACCCCGAAGCCUCCCCCCGCCUCAUCCUCUCCAGAGCAAGGCAUCAGCGGUGCGCACCUCCAGUUUGGCAACGACUUUGAUCGCCCCAUCCGCGACAAGCUGCCGCCGGGCUUCAACACGGCCAUGCGCAUCGUGAAGUGGUGGAUCGACCCGGGCCUCGACGGCGACGCCUACGCCGACAAGCCGCACCUGUACGGACCCGCGCUCAGCAGCUUCAACGUCUUGGAAAUGGGUGCGGGAAAGCAUGAUGCGGACAAGGGCGGGCUGUGGUUCGAGGAGGGUGGCGAGGAGGCGACGCGUCAGGAGCUGGGACUGCCGGACACGGGCAAGGCGCGCAUGAAGUGGGCGCUCAACGACGCCAACAAGGACAAGUUUGUGUUUGAGUACGGCAAGACGUACGGCCUGGACUUUUUCAAUCCGUACCUGGACUUUGCCAACUUGGCGCUGCGGCUGCCGGGCUUUCAGCUGAGCAUCGCCAACUACUGGGACGGCCAAGCACUUCGGUCCUCCGACAGGCGCUCACACCAACUUAGAUAUGUCCUCCGGAACAAAGCAACCGGGGACGUCUACCUCGUGGUUGUCUUCAGCCUGUUUCUCCGUGAGGACCUCAACGAGGACGGCACGCUUAGGGAGGGCGCGCAGCAGCACACGGCGGGCGGCGCGCAAGUGGCGACGGACAAGAAGAAGCCGGAGACGGACAAUGAGCACGACCACGACGAGGAGGCGGCGCUGAAACGGGCACGGGAUGAGUUUGGCGUGCCGCAUCAUGAGACGAGUGCGGAUGAUGUAGACUAA